This is a messenger RNA of Gossypium arboreum, 423 nucleotides long. RefSeq lists its product as uncharacterized. Bases 1 to 423 code for a protein of 140 amino acids. The transcript is spliced from 2 exons. The record is from RefSeq and is a predicted model, not a curated record. Lineage: Eukaryota; Viridiplantae; Streptophyta; Magnoliopsida; Malvales; Malvaceae.
AUGACAACAUUUGAAGAUCUUUAUACGAGAAAAUGUAAAACACCGUUGUAUUGGUCUGAGCUGAGUGCAUCCAAAAUGGUAGGAGUUGAUUUGAUUCAAGAAACUGAGGAUAAAGUUCGGAUUAUUUGGGAUAGUUUGAAAGCUGCAUCUAAUCAUCAGAAAUUAGAUACGGAUUUGAAAAGAAAAGAUAUAGAAUUUGCUGGUGGUGAUCGGGUAUUCUUAAAAGUCUCUUCAUGGAAGAAAGUGUUACGAUCUGAUCCUUCACAAGUGAUUCCUCAUAAUGAGAUUGAGCUACAGUCAGAUUUGACGUAUUUGGAGGAACUAGUGAGAAUUUUAGCCCAUGAAGUCAAAGAAUUACGGAAUAAACGAGUGCCAUUAGUAAAAGUAUUGUGGCAUCGUCAUGGUUCUGAAGAAGCUACCUAG